Triplophysa dalaica is the source of this 1311-nucleotide messenger RNA. It is a transcript of the gene mrrf, whose product is annotated as mitochondrial ribosome recycling factor. Gene Ontology annotation, biological process: translation. Lineage: Eukaryota; Metazoa; Chordata; Actinopteri; Cypriniformes; Nemacheilidae. Gene Ontology annotation, molecular function: ribosomal large subunit binding. The record is from RefSeq and is a predicted model, not a curated record. Gene Ontology annotation, cellular component: mitochondrion. The transcript is spliced from 7 exons. The coding region runs from base 133 to 903 and encodes 256 amino acids.
UGUUCUGAUGACGCAACACGCUACAACGUAAUGACAUGUGCCCUUGGAUUGCGCGUGUGUCAAAUGGAACUGAACUGCGACAAAUGCUUAGUUAAACACAUUUUUCUCCAUGACUGAAAAAGCUACACAAACAUGGCAUUAAAUCAUCUAAGAAUUCUGCGUCCAGUGUUGUGCAGACUUCUGCCCAUCGCCACGAGAACCCCGCUGGUGGAUGCCUCAGGAGUCCCCUCUCCGCCCACUCUGAACUGUGCCGUGGUUCCGCCGAAUUAUGUUCGCCAUUAUGCCACAAAGAAGAGUAAAGCGAAGGCAAAAGCACAGACAGCCAAAGUGAACAUCAAUGCAACGUUGGUGGAGGACAUUAUCAGUCUGGAUGAGGUGAAGGAAGACAUGGCCGCCGUCUUGGCCACCCUGAAAGACGAGUUCAGCCGUAAUCUUAGCAUCCGCACCUCACCAGGUGCACUGGACCACAUUACAGUCACCACGAAGGAUGGCAAGUUUCCCCUUAACCAGCUGGGUCAGAUAUUCAUGAAGUCUCCACAGCUCCUUGUGGUCAACGUGACCGGCUUCCCUGAGGCCAUGGCAGCCGUCACCCGCGCUAUACAAGAGAGCAGCAUGGGACUCAAUCCGGAGGUUGAGGGCACCAUCAUCAGGGUGCCUAUUCCCAAGGUGACUCGAGAACACCGGGAGAAUCUGUCGAAACUGGCGAAGCAGUUCAGCAACAAGGCCAAGGACUCGCUGAGGAGAGUACGCUCCAAUGCUGUCAAUCAACUGAAGAAGUCCAAAGAGGGCGUCUCCGAAGACACUAUUCGCUUGAUAGAAAAACAGGUUCAACAAAUGGCAGACAGUUACGUGACAGACAUCGACAAACAGCUUGCAACUAAAACCAAGGAGUUACUUGGCUGACAACAACAAGGACAUCGCCUAUUUGUUUUCUGCCUCAAACAAAAGCUCUCGACUCCAAACAAAGAAGGAACAUUUAAUGACGGCAGUGAUGGAAGCACAAGUGCCGAAAGUGGUGUUUGUGUGUUUUUCUCGUGCGUAAACAAAUGUUAGCUUGGCACGUCAGGGGAAUACGCCGCUCAUUGCGUUCACAUCUUCAAACAAACAAACGGAGGACAAAUGAAGUUUUAAUGUGAUUUGGGUAACUCCUCCUAAUCAAAGCGAUGCCACAAACAGGGUGUUUAUGUAAAAAUCACUGCACUGAAUGUAAACUGUGGUCUAUACAGGAUGGUGAAAGUCACAGGGUGAGGAUUGAGUGCACACAAUAACAUUUCUUUUGUAUUUGCUAUAAAUAAAAUGCACCAGCUCACA